AUGGACCAAACUCUCUAUGCAGACGAAGGGGCUGUUGGGAAGAUGGAAGAAGCAGAUGGAGCAAUGAAGAAUGUGGAUCAGGAAGGAGAGGAUGGGGCCAGAGAGAGGGAAGCGGAUGGAUCAGGGGAGAGUGGAGAGGAUGGGACAGGAGAGGCAGAAGGGGAUGGUGCAGGUGAGAGUGGAGGGGAUCCGGCAGGAGAGGCGAAAGAGGGUGGCGCAGAGGGGAGCGGGGGUUGUAAUCAGGCUGCAGGAGCAGCCACAGCCGCAGCAGCAGCAGCAGCAGCAGCAGCAGCAGCAGCAGCAGCAGCAGCAGCAGCAGCCACAGCAGGCGGUGAAUGGUGA
Messenger RNA from Closterium sp. Naga37s-1, 342 nucleotides. The record is from the annotation of a GenBank genome assembly. Lineage: Eukaryota; Viridiplantae; Streptophyta; Zygnematophyceae; Desmidiales; Closteriaceae.